UACAUCAAGUUCAAUGAGCAGUAUGUGCCCCACGACCCCAUCAUGUCUGGCUGCCUGCCCAGCAACCCCUGGAUCACGGAUGACACCACGUACUGGGCCAUGAACGCCCCUACGUAAGCACCCACGCUGCAGCUGCCACGCCGUGUGCAGCGCUGGUGCUUCAACUGCAGUGAGCUCCUCAUGGACCCCCUGGGCCGGGCACAGCUCCUCGACUUCCUCAAGAAGGAGUUCAGUGCCGAGAACCUGAGCUUCUGGGAGGCGUGUGAGGAGCUGCGCUACGGGGAGCAGUCCCGCAUCCCCGAGAUCGUGGACUCUAUCUACCAGCAGUUCCUGGCCCCCGGGGCCACACGCUGGGUGAACAUCGACAGCAAGACGAUGGAGCGGACGCUGGAGGGCAUCAAGACGCCCCACCGCUACGUGAUGGACGAUGCCCAGAUGCACAUCUACAUGCUGAUGAAGAAGGACUCCUACCCGCGGUUCCUCAAGUCAGAGCUCUACAAGAACCUCCUGGCUGAGGCCAUCAUCCCCCCGGAGACCAAGAAGCGGGUCUUCCCCUUCAUGCGCAAGCAGCGGCACUCCAGCCCCA
Molecule: messenger RNA, 586 nt
Organism: Leptosomus discolor (cuckoo roller)
Lineage: Eukaryota; Metazoa; Chordata; Aves; Leptosomiformes; Leptosomidae
Source: RefSeq, a predicted model, not a curated record